Gossypium arboreum is the source of this 975-nucleotide messenger RNA. RefSeq names its product cyclin-dependent protein kinase inhibitor SMR6-like. The transcript has a single exon. Gene Ontology annotation, biological process: regulation of DNA endoreduplication. The coding region runs from base 361 to 702 and encodes 113 amino acids. The record is from RefSeq and is a predicted model, not a curated record. NCBI's taxonomy places the organism in Eukaryota, Viridiplantae, Streptophyta, Magnoliopsida, Malvales, Malvaceae.
GGCGCCAAAAGAAAAAAAACACUCUUCACUCGGUUUCGGCUGCCCGUAAAUAUCCGGGCAGCUAGCCGCCCUUCUUUUCUCUUUUUCACUUCACAAAAUCAAAGCUUAAAUAUUAAUAUAAGCUCUUUUCUCUCUUUUUCUAUUUUUCCCCCCACUGAUUCAAAGCUCUCUCCUUUUCUCUUAUUCCAUUCCUCUGUUUCUGAUCAAAAACUUAUUUUUUUCUUGUUGAUUUUAGCCCAAGUUUUAAAAAACCCCAUUAGCUUUUCCCCUGUUUUCCCUCUGUUUUCUUGCAUUUUCUCACCUUGGGUGUCUUUUUAUUGUUUGUUUUUUGCUUCAAAAUCCCCCUUUUUGUGAUUAAAAAUGGGGUUUUCGAAAAAAUCACAAGUGGAUGGAGUACUAGAUUCGGAAGGGAAAAAAUGGGUAAUAGCGGGUAUUGCUAUACGGACAUCAUUGAAGCUAAUAAACACAAAGCCAAGAGGAAAACAAAGUGGAGAAGAUGACGGUGAAGAAGAAGAAGAAGAAGCUUGUUCAACGACUCCAACUUCAAAAGAAGCAAGAAUACCAGACAAAUUACCUUGCCCUCCACCGCCAAGAAAACGCAGGCCUCCUUUAAGACACCAUUAUAAUGGAGUUAGGGACUUCUUUACACCUCCUGAUUUGGAAUCAGUUUUCAAGCUUCGCCAUGUCGAGAAACCUAUUUGAGUUUGACAUUUUAGAGUAAAAGUUCGUGUUUUUUUUAGCAUUCUAGGGUUUAUGUUAUCUUUUUUUUUUUUGGUUGGGGGGGGGGGUCUUUUUUGCAUUAGUAACUCCUUCUCUAAGCAAUAUAGUGGAGAGGGUUUAAAAGGUGUACAAAGAUAUCAUAUAUUUAUGAAAUAACUAGUGUAGUUUAAGUUCAUACUUUAUUUCUUGCUUGGUGCUUGUAUGAGACUGGUUUGGAUUAUGAUGUUUGUUGUGCUGGAAUUGAACCUUAAAGAA